AUGGACCAACUUGUGCGGAGCAUAUACGGUUCUGGCCUGCCUCAUGAUUCUGCAGAGGAUGGACCUCCAAUUCCGCCGCUAGCUGCAACUCGCUUCUACAACCCUGAAGCAUCUUACUUCCUAACAAUGCUGCGGCUUGGUAAUUCUGUGGGCCCGAAGGUGUUGGUUCGGAAGGAUUUCUGGCUCCUCUUGUCAUUGCACCUAUGUGCAUUUGCUGUCUACAACACAGGCUACAUGGGACAGAAGGACGGCGGAUGGAGGUUGAGCACGCUGGAGCUGGAAUGGUCUGAUGUUGAGCUGAUGUUUAUUCUGCUGGCAUGUGCAUUGUGUUUUGCAAUCAAUCAGGCAUACUUCCGAUACUUGCAAUUGGGUCACUUGGUCAGAAAGAUGAUGGACAGCGUGUAUGAUUUUGCCUUCGAGGCACGGUUGUUCUUGCGAAAGGAGAACGAGCCAUACGACCGGCUGGGCUGUCGAUGGGCUGUGGGCUCCUUGAUCCUCGUGUUGUGCGAGAUCAGGAGGAGUCACCAAGACGAUACAGUUCAACAGAUGGAUCUUCUGAAGCUCGUGGAUCUUGAGUUCAUCAGGCCUGGUGAGGCCGAUUUCCUUGACCCGCAGAGUCUCACAGCUCGGCAGCGCACGCUUGUCAUGAUGCAUACUGCUUGUGACUGUGCCUUGCACGGUAUGCAGAAAGCAGACAUUGCCCCGGUAACCCAAAGGGAGGUUCUACAGCGUCUUAUGGACUGCAAGUCGUACCAGCUCCGGUUAUUGGAUGCUGCAAAUUCCAUGCUCCCUUUUGAGUACUUUCAUCUGCUCAGUACACUGGUGACUCUGACAACAGCCUAUUUAGGUCUUUGCAUGGGCAUUUGUGACUCUUGGGUUGCGCCUCCUGCAUAUGCAGCAUCCCUGCUGAUCAUUUUGGGUUUGUUUGAGCUACUUUGUAGCUUGAACUAUCCUUUUGAUGGCGUGCAUGAGGCCGACUUUCCUGUCAAUGGCUGGGUCAUGCACUUCUUAUCAAAUCUGACUGUGUUGCUGAAUUAUUCGCAUGGCAGCACACAGAGUUGGGAGAAGGAGCUGCAGGAAGAAGCUGCCCAUCCGGUUCAGUUUCCGCUCACUGUAGAGCAGGUGAACUCAAUCUUAUCCGGGGAUCCGAAGCGCAUUUUGCGGAAGACUGGCUCACCGUCACAGUCUUCACAGUCUAGCCUGGGUCUUAUGUCUGCUGGUGGCUCCUCCAAAAAUGUCCGCUUCGCAGAUGCGCAAUCUUCAGUGCCAUGGUACAAAGCUGCCAUGGGCUACAAGACUGUGGACACACAGGAGGCAGAUGAAGCACCCUUUGCUGACUUGGCAGGUUCGAUGCUGGGGAGAAUUGGUCUCACUGCCGACAACACAUAUCAAAGCCGUGACAUGCACGUGGAAGAGCGAAGCAGAUAUGCACUGUGGUAG
Symbiodinium pilosum is the source of this 1440-nucleotide messenger RNA. The record is from the annotation of a GenBank genome assembly. NCBI's taxonomy places the organism in Eukaryota, Dinophyceae, Suessiales, Symbiodiniaceae.